This is a messenger RNA of Ilex paraguariensis (yerba mate), 1146 nucleotides long. Lineage: Eukaryota; Viridiplantae; Streptophyta; Magnoliopsida; Aquifoliales; Aquifoliaceae. The record is from the annotation of a GenBank genome assembly.
AUGGACAAGCAUGAAGUGCUACCUUUUAAAGUUGGUCAGCUGGCCGAGGCGAGGUCUUUUCUGUCAGGCUAUCGUAGUGCAUGGUUCCGGUGCAAGAUAAAAGAGAUUACCAGGAUAAGGGGGCGCAUUGUGCAUGCCUUGGAAUAUUUUGAUUUUCCAGAUGAAAAAGUAAAGUUGACAAGACUAUACCAGGUGCCCCCACUUUAUGGUAAGAAGUCUAAAGGGAUAAAACGAUGGUUGAUGGUGCGGCCGUGCUACCCACCUGUCUACCAUAAAAGCCAGAUGCCUCAUGUCAGGGAAAUCUCAGAAGUGGCAGUCAUUGUUGAUGGUGUGUGGAAGGUGGGGGAUUUGGUAGAUUGGUGGACUGAUGGUUGUUAUUGGUCUGGAACAAUUACUCAAAUAUUGGCAAACGGCAGGAUUCAGAUCGAACUGCCCCAUCCUCCUCUGGGUGAAGGCGCAUCUUAUGAAGUUUCUUGCAAUGACUUGCGUCCUUCUUUAGAUUGGUCUCCGGAUAUUGGUUGGACUGUGCCUUCUUCUAUGGAUGGUGAAAACAUUCGUUGCUGUGCCCGGCUUAUUCAGCCAAAGAACCCAGCUGCUGGGGCCUUUCCAGAGAUUCAUGCCAUGGAAGAAGGAAGGAAGUACUCCGAGGACACAGCUGGAUCUUCGUUUAAUGUUUCCAUCUCUUCUCAUAGGUCAGAUAACUCAUUACCAGCACCAGAUAAAUCAAAGCGCUCCAGAACCGGGGAGCUUCUGGAACAACCUUUGAGCACUGUUCCCAAGGAGACGAUGCUUAUAACAGAAACAAAUAUGGAGGCGGGCAUGGGGGAUAAUGGUGCUGGAAAGACAAGUUGUUCAGAUAGUGUUUCUAGUUCACACGGCAGAGAUGCUUCAGCUGAAGUCACAGGACAGAAUGUUGGGGAGGACCUGCAUUGUCCCAGUGGGUCUAAGAAAUCCAGAGACACCGAGGGAGUACUUUCGAAUUCAAUGUGUUCCGACACUUUAGAAGCUGCAAUUUUGGAUUUGGAGGAACUUGCAAACAAGGUUAAAUGGCUUAAGGGAAUUCUGCAAUUUGGAGUUCCUUUGUCUACAACCGCGAGGCCUUCAUGGAAGUUUGUGGAACAACGUCCAUCUUCCGUACCAAAAUGA